Guyanagaster necrorhizus is the source of this 825-nucleotide messenger RNA. RefSeq lists its product as uncharacterized. Lineage: Eukaryota; Fungi; Basidiomycota; Agaricomycetes; Agaricales; Physalacriaceae. The transcript has a single exon. The annotation marks the transcript as partial. The record is from RefSeq and is a predicted model, not a curated record.
AUAGCCUCAGUAGUAGCCCGCGCCCUCUCCCCCAUCCCCGACGUGUUCUCUACCGCCGGCGGUCUUGAUAUUGCAUCAGACCACGCAGCAGUCGCACGGCGCUCAGCCCUCCAGGGGGCCAGAACCGUCGACGCGCUGAUCGAUUUAGUCCCAGGGGACUUUGUCGAAGUACUGCGCACUCCUCUUCGGGGGGUUGCCAGCACGGCUAACAAGCUGUGCUCGGCGCGCACCACUCUCGCCAAGUGGGAGGCCCAUCAAAAGGCCGGUACUAUGCCCUCGCACCUGUUUCGGCAGGCGCCCGAAAUUCAGAUGACUACUGAAUUCGGUUCAAGUGCCGAUGGGUCCGCCCAAAGGCAAGCACUUCUAGACGCCCAUAAAGCGUACCUAGACGGACUGCUCUCGUCUGCUAUAAAGGCGAAGCGGGACGACGUGCUCUUCUUGGAGAGAGCAUUGACCCCCCAGGAACUGUACAGCCGGCUCUCGCCGGUUGUGAUCGACCGUGGUCAGCGUGUACUUAAAGAUCGCAUGGUUGCGAACAUUAAGUUCUCCGCGGACAACAAGGUGGAGGGGUUGACCUGGGUGCAGGACACUCAGAAGGUCCAGGAGUGCAAGAAUUUGCUGGCCGACGUGGUGGUAUACGCCUUCCGCGUCAUUUCUAUUGUUGAAAUGACGUCGUACACUGCGUCGGCAAAAGAGGACCGAAAGAAGGCAUUAAAAAAGGCCGCGGACGUCGAGAUGGCGGAUGCCACUCGCGCUGGACCAUCGAUCCAAUCGAUGGUCGAUCGUGCAGUCGCCGCGCGCCUUAAACAAGUCGACAAACGAAAG